UUGAGAGACUGGGAACGCACAUGAGCCUCCUCGACGUUCCUCUCGCACUCCUACUUUGUCUACCUCCAGUCCUCUUUCCCGGAAUAAGCGCUGUUCUUCCACGGCGGAGAGGAGGUUCGUUUCGCCUCUCCCUUCUGGUGCUGUUCCUGCUGAACUUCGUGAUAUCGUCCUCUUCCUUUCAUCAAGGGGUCAGCCCGCAAUUGCUUUCUUAUACUGUACAAUAAAGACUUCUUAUUGUACCACCAGCCGAAAUCACAUCACCAUGCU
Molecule: messenger RNA, 267 nt
Organism: Mollisia scopiformis
Lineage: Eukaryota; Fungi; Ascomycota; Leotiomycetes; Helotiales; Mollisiaceae
Exons: 1
Coding region: 21-224 (67 amino acids)
Source: RefSeq, a predicted model, not a curated record